Molecule: messenger RNA, 543 nt
Organism: Parnassius apollo (apollo)
Lineage: Eukaryota; Metazoa; Arthropoda; Insecta; Lepidoptera; Papilionidae
Source: the annotation of a GenBank genome assembly
AUGAAGUUCCUUUGUGUUUUGUUUGGAAUUAUCGCUUCUGUCGCAGCUCAAGGUUAUGACUAUCCCAUGCAUCCUCAGAUCGUGAUUGACAGAUACCCUGAAUGGUAUAUCCAUUCGUCAAAUCUUGAUCCGCAACAAAGGCAUCGCCGUGACGUCACCUUUGAUCACAAAACCGAUAACGGACGCGUGUUUGGAACUCUCGGGCAGAAUGACGCCGGAUUGUUUGGUAAAGGUGGCUAUGAACAUAACUUCUUCGACGAUCACCGCGGCAAGUUAGAUGGGCAAGUUUACGGAACGCGAGUGCUCGGGCCUUACGGUGACUCAAGUCACCUGGGUGGUGCGCUCAACUGGCAAAAUUCUAAUGCAGCCGCGUCUCUCGAAGCGAGCAAACAAAUUCACGGUCCUGAUUCGAUAAUGGCAGGCGCUGGGGGUAGGUGGCCAGUUGGUAAAAAUGGUGACUUCUCACUGGAAGGAACGUAUGGGAAGACGUCUGGGUACAAGCCGGAGUAUGGUGGCAGAGGCGUGUUUAACUAUCGUUGGUGA